AUGUCCUUCGAAUGCCCGAUUUGUGGAAAACCGGUGAGGCAGAGCAAGAUCAAUAGCCACAUCGACUCGAACUGCAAAGACUUUGUGGAGGUGGACGGGAAUGACUCGUCCUCACAACCCCCAGCCCCUUUUUCGGAUUUCUUCCAGCCCUUGUCGAACAAGUCAAGCUCGAAAUCGAUACCGAAACCAAACAGCACCAGAAUCUCCAGCCAGCCCUUACCCGGUGGAAAGAGAACUCUACCUGCUGAAGAACGUGGCGCACCUCGAUCCUCUGCCCAUGACGACGCCAAACCUGUAAUCCCCGCCGGCGACCUGCCUGAACAUGUCGUCAAAAGACCGAGAGUGUCAAAUGCCCUCGAGAAGGCGGCCCCGCUCGCGGAGCGUAUGCGACCACGAACGCUGGAUGAGGUUUGUGGGCAGGAACUAGUGGGUCAGAAUGGGGUGCUCCGCGGCCUCAUAGAAGCGGACCGGGUGCCGAGCAUGAUACUUUGGGGCGGAGCAGGGACGGGCAAAACAACCAUUGCACGGGUGAUAGCAACCAUGGUGGGGAGCCGCUUCGUGGAAAUCAACAGCACCAGCUCGGGAGUGGCAGAAUGCAAGAAGAUUUUCGCAGAGGCGAGGAAUGAACUGAGGUUGGCGGGGAGGAAAACAAUAAUUUUCUGUGAUGAGAUCCAUCGCUUCUCCAAAUCCCAACAGGAUGUGUUUCUUGGUCCAGUAGAAAGUGGUCAAGUGACUCUCAUCGGUGCUACCACCGAAAACCCGUCUUUCAAAGUUCAAAACGCUCUACUGUCACGCUGCCGCACAUUCACCUUGUCGAAAUUAACCGACGAUGAUAUCAUUUCUAUUCUGAACCGUGCCCUAGAGCUUGAGGGUCCGAACUACUCGCCAACGAACCUAGUUGAUGAAGAGCUCAUCAGAUACCUGGCUGCCUUUGCUGACGGUGAUGCUCGGACGUCACUCAACUUGUUAGAGUUGGCGAUGGAUCUAUCUAAGAGACCCGGGAUGACUAAAGACGAGCUUAAAAAAGGCCUUACCCGUACCCUUGUCUAUGACCGUGCUGGAGAUCAGCACUAUGACACCAUAUCUGCUUUCCAUAAAUCGAUUCGGGGAAGUGACCCCGAUGCGGCUCUAUACUACUUGGCUCGGAUGAUCCAGUCGGGAGAGGACCCAUUGUACAUAGCACGGCGCCUGAUUGUUGUGGCUUCUGAAGACGUUGGACUUGCCGAUAACUCAAUGCUGCCCCUCGCCGUCGCUGCAUACACCGCAGUGGAAAAGAUAGGCCUCCCAGAAGCUCGAAUAAACCUCGCACACGCUACAGUAGCACUAUCUCUAUCACAAAAGAGCACGAGGGCUUACAGAGCAUUAGGCAACGCGUUUGUCGCCUUACAGGAACCCGGAAUCGCCGGGCUUCCAAUUCCGAUUCACCUGCGGAAUGCGCCCACGAAACUCAUGAAGGGCCUGGGGUAUGGCCAAGAGUACAAAUACAACCCUGACUACGCAGGUGGGAAAGUCGCCCAAACCUAUUUACCGGACAAAUUACAAGGUCGUCACUUUCUUGAAGAUCACGACCUCGGAACUCGCGUUGACCCCGAUCUACAUAAAUCGUGA
Coccidioides immitis RS is the source of this 1608-nucleotide messenger RNA. RefSeq names its product AAA family ATPase. The coding region runs from base 1 to 1608 and encodes 535 amino acids. The transcript has a single exon. Gene Ontology annotation, biological process: DNA repair; regulation of DNA repair; DNA-templated DNA replication. Gene Ontology annotation, cellular component: nucleus. The record is from RefSeq and is a predicted model, not a curated record. NCBI's taxonomy places the organism in Eukaryota, Fungi, Ascomycota, Eurotiomycetes, Onygenales, Onygenaceae. Gene Ontology annotation, molecular function: ATP hydrolysis activity; enzyme activator activity; single-stranded DNA helicase activity.